Mya arenaria is the source of this 2933-nucleotide messenger RNA. Its product is annotated as heterogeneous nuclear ribonucleoprotein L-like. Gene Ontology annotation, cellular component: nucleus. The record is from RefSeq and is a predicted model, not a curated record. Gene Ontology annotation, molecular function: mRNA binding. The coding region runs from base 26 to 1678 and encodes 550 amino acids. Gene Ontology annotation, biological process: regulation of RNA splicing; mRNA processing. The transcript is spliced from 18 exons. NCBI's taxonomy places the organism in Eukaryota, Metazoa, Mollusca, Bivalvia, Myida, Myidae.
GUUUUAGCUGAAUCAAAUCAACAAGAUGGCGUCGAGUUACGAUGGACAUGUUCCCAAAAGACAAAGAACGGACAACGGAUCGUACAAUUCAUAUAAAUCUGACGAGGAGAUGGAGGUUUCCCAAGUGGUUCACAUCCGGGGCCUGCCAGACCACGCCGUAGAAGAUGAUGUCAUCAAUGCUGUCCAGCACUUUGGCACUGUGGAGUUCGUCAUCAUUAUGUCAAGAAGAAAUCAAGCCCUGGUGGAGUUUACAGACAUGAAGGGAGCCAUGGCCUGUGUGAACUUUGCAAAUAGCAACCAGCUGUGUAUUGGUGGUCAGCCAGUGUUGUUUAACUACUCUAAGAGUCAGCACAUCCAGAGACCAGGUGGCGCGAUGGCUGGACGAGAGGGAGGGGCACGCCAGUUUACGCCCAUCAACAAGAUCCUGCUGUUCACAGUUGUCAAUGCCAAGUACCCCAUCAAUGUGGAUGUGAUGCACACAAUCUGCUCGCCCCACGGAACUGUGGAGAAGAUUGUCAUCUUUCGCAAACAGUUUGUCCAGGUUCUUGUCCAAUUUGAAAACACUGACAUGGCCAAGGCAGCUAAAGACCAGUUACAAGGAUGUGAUAUCUACUCGGGAUGUUGUACACUUCGUGCCGAGUAUGCCAAGACAGAUGAGCUGAAUGUUCGCCAGAACAACAGUGACAGCUGGGAUUAUACUCAGCCGAGUGCUCCUGAGCCAUCGCGGAAGAACGCACCUCUGUUGGCCGACCCAAGAUACACUGCACAGCCCACUCCUUAUGAGCAGUUUGAGGAUUAUGGUGGAGAGCAGGCAGGGUUCAGUGGCCAGUAUCAGAAUCAGGGGGCGUAUGGGGGCGGACCCCAGGGGAUGGGUAUGGCAGCUAGAUCUGCACCCAUGGGCAGGGGGUCUGUCGGUCGGGGCAUGCAGCAGCAGGGAUACCAGCAGGGGGGUGCUGGUGGAUACGGUCGAGGGCGGGGCUUGCAGGAGACACCCCAGUAUGGCGGGUUUAUGGAGACCGGUGCUGGUGACGGGUCGCAGGCGGGCGCUGUUGUUAUGGUGUAUGGGCUCGAUCCUGAACGCAUGAACUGUGAUCGUCUCUUCAACAUCUUCUGUCUCUAUGGAAAUGUCAUAAGGGUUAAGUUCCUGAAGACCAAGGAAGGCUCCGCAAUGAUACAGAUGGGGGACAGCCUACAGAUUGAGCGCGCAAUCUCAAACCUCAAUGGAUGCUCAAUGUUUGGGUCGAAGAUGAUUGUCACUCAGUCAAAGCAGCCGUAUCUCCAGCCUGUCCACAACCCGCAUGAGCUCCAUGACGGAACCCUCUCAUUCAAGGACUUCGGCCGCGACCGAUACAACCGAUUCUCCACACCAGAAACAGCGUCCAAGAACAGGAUCAUUCAUCCCACUGAGAUUCUCCACUACUUCAAGGCCCCGGCAAAGGUUACAGAGGAACAGAUCACAGAGAUGUUUGAGAAGGCUGGAGCCAAGCCUCCCACCAAGAUUCUGCAGUUUCAGGCCAGGAGUGAGAAGAGUUCUACUGGUCUUGUGGAGUGGGAGACAAAGUCGGAUGCUAUGGAGGCCCUCGCCCUGGCCCAACAUUCCGAAGUUGACAACCCUGAUGGUGGUAAGCCAUACAACAUUCGACUGUGUUUCUCUCCAAGUAAUAUUCGCAAGAACUGAACACAUACUUCGGCUAACGUCACUGACUCUUCGGAUUUUCUGAUACGAAAAUGAACAAAAUAUUUUAAAACUACAUAUUUCAUGUGUCUAAGACAUUUCAGUGUUAUUCUAUAAAUCAUGUAUAAAAUAAGUAACUUUAACAAGUUCAUGAUUAAUUCAAUUUUUUAUUAUCGUGCAUUGUAUAUGUAGUUUAGAAAGUUUAUUGUCACCUGACUACUAAAAACUGUGGACAUUUCUUCAUUGAAUAUUAUUUUAUGUUCUUAAAUGUUUUCCCAUUUAAUGAGAAUAUUGAAUACAAAAUAGUCAUGCAUGUUCUGUAGCUUGGAUUCAUUGAUUAUCCUUGGAAGUAUAGAUGAUCAGGGCUAGAGAUUUUUCAUAUGUUUUUCCUUUCACCAAGUUGUUGUAGAUCUGUUUACAUAAUCUUACUGAAACAUUCAUAUUUUUGGCAAUUCAUUAAUGUGUGUUGUAAUUUCAUUAAAUGAAUUUUUAUUCUAUUCGAAGAAUAAGGAGGCUUUACUACUUGUCCCGACGAUGGCGUCUGUGUUUUGUUAAGGUUUUAGGGCAAGUUGGCAUUUUCACUUAUAACUUAAUAUCAUUCAUUCAAUUCACACCAUAUUUAACAAGGUUGUUCAGGACCAACACACAAUUAGGUUCCAUAACGCCAUAUCAUCCUAAAUACAAAUUAUGGCCCCUGAUUGACUUUGUGACUUAGGUUAAAGUUUCAGGGAACAUUGUAUUAGGAUUAAGUUUUAGGGCAAGUUGAGAUUUUCACUAACAACUCAUAUAUCCUUCAUUCAAUUCACUUCAUACUUCACACAAUUGUUGAGAUCCAUCCUACAUUUAGUUUCCAUAACUCAAAUGAUAUCCUCAAUACAAAUUAUGGCCCUUGAUUGACUAAGAAAGUUUGGUUUGAAGUUUUAGGGCAACUUGGCAUUUAACUAAGUUCAAUACCCAUUAUUCAUGCUUCACGCAGUUGUCCAAAGCCAUCACACAAUAAGGCUUGUUAACUCCAUAAUAUCCUUAGUACAAAUUAUGGCCAUUGAUUGACUUUUUGAUUUUCCUUUUUUUCUCUAGUGUUUUUUUUAUGAGCACAUAUAAUUAUUUAUCAUUAAUGCAUUCAUUUCUGAGACAAUGUGGCAUAUAGUCGAGCGCGCUAUCCUACAACCGCUCUUGUUUUAUAUGGAAUAUUAUAUGGAAUAAUUAUGUUGUAGUAAACAUGUGUUAAGUGUCAUUGAAUAAAUGUUUUGAAUGGUAA